Dovyalis caffra is the source of this 660-nucleotide messenger RNA. Lineage: Eukaryota; Viridiplantae; Streptophyta; Magnoliopsida; Malpighiales; Salicaceae. The record is from the annotation of a GenBank genome assembly.
AUGGGCUACUCAACCAAACUUCUCACCUCCUCCCUCCUCUUUGGCCUUCUCUUCAUUUCUGCUAAUGCAUCCACCUUUGAAAUCCGCAACAAUUGCCAGUAUACUGUGUGGGCUGCAGCCUCACCUGGUGGUGGACGCCGCCUAGACCGUGGCCAAACUUGGUGGCUUAACGUGCCUGCUGGCACAUCCAUGGCUCGUAUUUGGGGCAGGACAAAUUGUAACUUUGAUGGUAGUGCUGAAUAUGCGUUGAACCAAUUUGGUAACUUGGAUUUCUAUGACAUAUCACUUGUUGAUGGCUUCAAUAUCCCUAUGGAGUUUAGCCCAACAUCAAGUGGUGGAGGGAAGUGUCAAGCACUUGUUUGCGCAGCAGACAUCAAUGGCCAAUGUCCAAAUGAAUUGAGGACUCCUGGUGGGUGUAAUAACCCUUGUGCUGUGUUUAAGACUAAUCAAUAUUGUUGCACUAAUGGGCAAGGGAGCUGUGGUCCUACCAAUUUUUCAAGGUUUUUUAAGGAUAGAUGCCCUACUUCUUAUAGUUAUCCCCAAGAUGAUCCUUCAAGCACAUUUACAUGCCCUGGUGGGACUAACUACAAGGUUGUCUUCUGCCCUAGGGGGUCUCCUCAUUUCCGCUUGGAGAUGCCUGGAAACAAGAACGUAGAGUAA